AUGUUACUGAGCAGGAUUUUGUGCCGUGUCACUCCACGACAGCUUACCACAAGUCGGCUCAUCGUGAGCACGAUCAGUCGUCGUUCCGAGCUGAAGACCCCAGUUCAGGAGUGGGGUUGGGCGUAUCUCCAACGCCAGAAGGCUCUAGGACGUCCGAUCGCUCCACAUCUCGCCAUAUAUCAGCCUCAGCUCACCUGGAUGGUGUCAGGUCUCCAUCGAAUCAGUGGAUGUGUAAUGGCUGGAGUACUUCUUUUCGGAGGAGUCGGUUUUGCCGUCUUGCCGUUUAAUUUCACCCAGUUUGUGGAGUACAUACGCAGUUGGCACAUUCCAGCAGUGAUCACCUCUGCUUUCAAAUUUGUGAUCGCGUUUCCAAUCAUUUUCCAUACUUUGAAUGGAAUUCGCUUCAUUGGGUUUGACCUUGCGAAAGGAAUGGAUAACAUUAAGGCGAUUUAUAAAAGUGGUUACUUGGUGCUGGCUCUAUCGGUGAUUAUCGCAACGAUUGUGGUGAUCAAUGCUUGGCCGUCUAAACAGUACCAUGCAACAAAGACAUAUUGA
Messenger RNA from Angiostrongylus costaricensis, 555 nucleotides. NCBI's taxonomy places the organism in Eukaryota, Metazoa, Nematoda, Chromadorea, Rhabditida, Metastrongylidae. The record is from the annotation of a GenBank genome assembly.